AUGACAUCAUAUUUUAUGAAAACAAUUAUCGGUCAACAACUGGAUGAAAUUGUGGAUAACAUAGGUGGCAGCAGCGAUGAUGACAAAGAACGACGAGAUUACAGUUCGUCUGAAAAUGAUCCGAGUACUCUAAAAGCAAGACGUAUCGCUGAAGAACGACGAAAGGCCAAAUAUGCAAAACAGGAAGCCGAUCGAGAGGUUGUGCGACAACAAAUCCGAGAUAAAUAUAAUAUUAAAAAGAAAGACGAACCAUCACCAAAUACAAAGCGUCCGCAUCUUUCACACCUAACAGGCCGAAGCACUCCUGAAAAGAAAGUGCCAACGUCAAACGAACGCCACCAACAAGAUAGUUACACUCCCCAACCGCAACAGAACGAAGCAGUUAAUAAGACGGACUCAACUAUGUUUAGUUCCAUCGUCGACAAAUUUUCAUUUAAACUUCCAUGGAAUUUAUCCCACUUCGUAUUUCAACAAACGAUCCCAUGCUAUUCUUAA
Didymodactylos carnosus is the source of this 495-nucleotide messenger RNA. Lineage: Eukaryota; Metazoa; Rotifera; Eurotatoria; Philodinida; Philodinidae. The record is from the annotation of a GenBank genome assembly.